AUGUCACCGAACUUCAAACUCCAGGCUUACUUCAUUCUGAUCCUCCUGACUGCUCUAAGGGGAGAGAGCCGCUACCUAGAGGUGCAAGAAGCAGCGGACUAUGACCCUUUCUUGCUCUUCAGCGCCAAACUGAAGCGGGACCUGUCCGGGGAGCAGGAGGAGCAGCCGUAUCGCCGAGCUCUGCGGUGCCUGGACAUGCUGGGCCUCCCUGGCCAGUUCACCUUCACCGCUGACCAGCCGCAGCUGCACUGCGGCGUCUUCUUCAUCGGGGACCCCGAUGAGUUCAUCACCAUCCACUUCGACCUGGUCUCCAUCGACUGCCAGGGUGGGGACAUCCUGAGGGUAUUUGAUGGUUGGAUCCUCAAGGGGGAGAAGUUCCCAAGUUCUCAGGAUCACCCUCUACCCACCACGAAGCGGUACACAGAUUUCUGUGAGAGUGGUCUUACCAGAAGGAGCAUCACAUCUUCCCAGAAUGUGGCCAUGGUCUUCUUCCGGGUCCAUGAACCAGGAAAUGGAUUCACACUAACCGUCAAGACAGUUCCCACCCUCUUCCCUUGCAAUGUCAUCUCCCAGACUUCGAGCGGAAGGUUUACUCUGGUGGUCCCACACCAGCACCAAAACUGCAGCUUCUCCAUCAUCUACCCUGUGGCAAUCAGAAUCUCUGAUCUCACCUUGGGACACGAGCCUGGCCUUCAGCUGAAGAAACCCUCGGAUGACUGUGGUGGGACUGGCGACUUCGUGGAGCUGUUGGGAGGAAAUGGAUUGGACCCCUCCAAGAUGAUGCCUUUAGCAGAGCUGUGCUUCCCCCUUCGAGGCCCUGUCCAGAUGAAAAUCAGCUGUGACAACAUCGUGGUGCGCAUGGUCUCCAGCGGAAAACAGAUCAACCGCGUGACAUUCGAGUAUCGCCAGCUGGAACCGUCCGAGCUUGAAACCUCGAACGGAAAUAGCAUCCCGGAAUUCUGUUUGUCUCGUCCCGAAUAA
This is a messenger RNA of Peromyscus eremicus (cactus mouse), 981 nucleotides long. RefSeq names its product corticotropin releasing hormone binding protein (gene Crhbp). Gene Ontology annotation, molecular function: corticotropin-releasing hormone binding. The transcript has 8 exons. Gene Ontology annotation, biological process: hormone-mediated signaling pathway; negative regulation of corticotropin-releasing hormone receptor activity; negative regulation of corticotropin secretion. Lineage: Eukaryota; Metazoa; Chordata; Mammalia; Rodentia; Cricetidae. The coding region runs from base 1 to 981 and encodes 326 amino acids. The record is from RefSeq and is a predicted model, not a curated record.